Messenger RNA from Dioszegia hungarica, 2574 nucleotides. RefSeq lists its product as uncharacterized. Lineage: Eukaryota; Fungi; Basidiomycota; Tremellomycetes; Tremellales; Bulleribasidiaceae. Bases 1 to 2574 code for a protein of 857 amino acids. The transcript is spliced from 3 exons. The record is from RefSeq and is a predicted model, not a curated record.
AUGCGCUCCGCCGUCGCCCUCCUCUUCACCCUCCAACUCCUCGUCACCUCCGCUAUUGCUCGCCCAGGUCAACAGUCAGAGCGCGAAGACUUCUCCGUCGGUACAGUCUCGGCUAGCAAGCGGACCCUGGGCUUCUGCUGGCUCACGGGGUGUGACGAUGGGCAAUUCUGUACCUUGACCGGCACCUGCUCCACCUGCGAUGGUGGCUUCUUCCUCCUCUCAACUUCCAACACCUGCUCCAAGUGCCCAUCUGGCUACUACUCUCCCUUCGGCUCCCUCCAAUCCAUCAUUUCCCCUGCCGGUUCCUACUGCGCUGGUGACGGCAACGUAGCUCCUACACCUGCUCCCGCUGGCCAUUACUGCCCUUCUCAAGGCGCCACCACCCCCACUCCCGCCCCCGCUGGCUCUUACUGCUCCGGCACCAAGAACACCGCGCCUACCCCCGCUCCCGCCGGCUCUUACUGCUCAGGCACCGGUAACACCGCCCCCACCCCUGCACCCAAGGGUCACUCCUGCUCGGGCACUGGUAACACCGCUCCUACUCCUUGCGCCCAGGGCUUCUACAGCGACAUCCUCGGCGGCUUGACCUGCAAGACUUGCCCCCUCGGCUUCUUCUGCCCUCCCAAGUGCGAGUCCCCCCAGCCCAUCGUCUGCGCGGAUGGCAAGGAGCUCGUCGGAUCCUCGUGCGUCAACUGCGACCCCGGAGAGUUCUCCACCGGCGGCAAGGCUUGCCAAAAGUGCGCCAUCGGCUUCUACUCGUCGUCUCCCCAAUCCACCUCAUGCACUGCCUGCCCCACUGGCCAGACCACUACCACCACCGGUUCCUCCUCCUGCUCCGCCAUCACCUGCUCCGCCGGAUCCGCCAUCGUCAACGGUGCUUGCGCCCUCUGCCCCGCUGGUCAGUACUCGGACGGCAAGUCGCCUUGCUCCUCGUGUGCCGCUGGCUCCUUCUCCAAGGCUGGCGCCGCUACCUGCACAUCCUGCCCUGUCGGAUCGUACUCCUCCUCGACCGGUACCGCCAACCAGUGCACCACCUGCUCCACCGGCACUCAGGCUCUCAGCACCGGCUCUACCUCCUGCUCCCCCAUCACCUGCAGCGCCGGAUCCGCCCUCGUCAACGGUGCUUGCUCUAUCUGCCCUGCAGGUCAAUACUCGGACGGUAAAUCGGCUUGUGCUCCUUGUGCUGCCGGUUCAUUCUCCAAGGCUGGCGCUGCUACCUGCACUUCCUGCCUCCUCAACACCUUCGCAUCCGCCACCGGGACCGCCAACCAGUGCACCGCCUGCUCGGUCGGUACACAGACGCUUACCACCGGCGCUACCAAGUGCGACACCACUACCUGCCAAGGCGGCUUCUCGCUGAACAACCUCGGCGCCUGCGUGGCUUGCGCUGCUGGCAAGUUCUCGGAUGGCAAGUCGGAAUGUCUCCCAUGCCCGGUCGGCUACUUCUCCGGCGCCGGCGCCAACGCCUGCACCUUGUGCCCGAUCAACACCUUCACUUCGAGCAUCGGUACGGCCAUUCAGUGCACCAUCUGCGCUACCGGUACCCAGGCCCUCAUCCCCGGUGCGACCAAGUGCGACCCCAAGACCUGCAGCGCCGGCUCCGGUCUCUCCAACGGUGCCUGCGCCACCUGCCCGGCUGGACAAUACUCUGACGGUACCUCGGCCUGCGCCUCCUGCGCUGUCGGCACCUUCUCCAAGGCCGGCGCCUCCUCGUGCUCCGCUUGCCCCGCCAACACCUACACUGGCAAGACCGGCACGGCCGACCAGUGCACUGCCUGCGCCAGUGGCUCGACCUCCUUCCCCGGCUCAUCCUCUUGCACCACCACCACCUGUUCUCCCGGAAACUACCUCGACAUCCUCGCUGGCUCCUGCAAGCAAUGCCCAGCCGGUAGCUUCUCCCUCGACGGCAUCGCCGCCUGCGCCCCCUGUCUCCCCGGUUCAUUCUCCACCGCUGGCUCGUCUUCCUGCACCCCAUGCGCUAUCGGCACCGCCACCCUCCUCCCCAGUACCCCCAACUCCUGCCCCGCCUGCCUCUCUGGCACCACCACCUACUCCAAAGGUCAGACUAUUUGCGUCCCCGGCUGUCCCGCUGGAUCCGAGCCCGUCCUCUUUGGUAUCGGCGGAUGCAGUGUCUGCCCUACUGGCAAGUACUCCAGCAACGGCUUGGCUUGCCAGGCUUGCCCCACCGGUCAGACCAACAACGCCGCACACACCGCCUGCCAGGUUGCUCCCUCCAUCGGUCUCACCAAGUCCCGCCGCUCCAUGGUCUGUGACGCCGGUCGUACCGCCUGCGCUAUCGGUGGCGGUCCCAAGGUCCGCGCUUUCGAGUGCGUCGACACCAUGAACGACAUCCAAAGCUGCGGCGGAUGCUGGUCUACUGGUGCUGGCGUCGACUGCACUGCCUUUGACGAUCGGGCUACUGCUACAUGUGUUCGUGGUCAAUGCCAAUACCAAUGUCCUCUUGGUUGGGAAUUGUCAUCGACGGGGUGUGUGAAGAGCUCGGCGGGCGCAAAGAACGGAUCGGCCAAGUCAGCAGCGAUGGCGGGGGUUUGGCACAUCCAGGCCAAGGUAUGA